CAUUGGCCGCCGCAGGCGGGGAUUGGCGGUCUCCUGGGUGACGGAAGGCGCUUGGGGCGUCUGAGGCGGGAGGUGGGUCCGCCCCCUAUUGUGUCGCGGGAAGAGUGGAGCUGAGCCGCGCGCGGAGCAGAUCUGGCGGUGCUCCAGAGAACAGCUUCAUCAGGUGUUAACGUGAGCCAAGCCCUAACCAGAAGAGUGGGAGCCGAAACCUGUUACCUAAUCAGAAGGACUGACAGCUUGCUGGGCUGUGGACAUCCCCGGGCCCGUCUACCUGGGCCCCUGUGGAUAGGGGGCGCUGGGUGAGCAGGCAGCUGGGCUAUGGUUUGGUGCCUCAGUCUAGCCAUCCUCAGCCUGAUCAUCAGCCAAGGGGCUGACGGUCGAGGGAAGUCUGAGGUGGUAUCAGUGGUGGGCCGGGCUGGGGAGAGUGCUGUGUUGGGCUGUGACCUGCUGCCCUCGGCUGGCCGACCCCCCCUGCACGUCAUUGAGUGGCUACGCUUUGGGUUCCUGCUUCCCAUCUUCAUCCAGUUUGGCCUCUACUCUCCCCGAGUGGACCCUGAUUACGUGGGGCGAGUCCGGCUGCAGAAGGGGGCAUCUCUCCAGAUUGAGGGGCUCCGGGCAGAAGACCAGGGCUGGUAUGAGUGUCGUGUGCUUUUCCUGGACCAGCACAGCCCUGAAGAUGAUUCUGCUAAUGGCUCCUGGGUGCACCUCACAGUCAAUUCACCCCCUCAAUUCCUGGAGACACCUCCGCAGGUGCUGGAAGUUCAGGAAUUAGAGGCCUUGACCUUGCGUUGUGUGGCCCGCGGUAGCCCCCAGCCUCAUGUGACUUGGAAGCUCCGAGGACAGGACCUUGGCCAGGGCCAGGGCCAGAUGCAGGUGCAGAAUGGGACGCUGUGGAUCCGCCAAGUGGAGCGAGGCAGCUCGGGGAUCUACACCUGCCAAGCCUCCAGCACUGAGGGCAGUGCCACCCACGCCACCCAGCUGCUGGUGCUAGGACCCCCAGUCAUCAUGGUACCCCCUAAGAACAGCACUGUCAAUGCCUCCCAGGAUAUUUCCUUGGCCUGCCGGGCUGAGGCGUACCCUGCUAACCUCACCUAUAGCUGGUUCCAGGACAGCAUCAAUGUCUUCCACAUUAGCCGCCUACAGUCACGAGUGCAGAUCUUGGUGGAUGGGAGCCUGUGGCUACAGUCUGCCCAGCCUGAUGAUGCUGGCCGCUACACCUGUGUGCCCAGCAACGGCCUCCUACACCCACCCUCAGCCUCUGCCUACCUCACUGUGCUCUACCCAGCCCAGGUGACAGCAAUGCCUCCUGAGACACCCCUGCCCAUAGGCAUGCGAGGGGUGAUCCGGUGCCCAGUUCGUGCCAACCCACCACUGCUCUUUGUCAGUUGGACCAAGGAUGGGAAGGCCUUGCAGCUGGACAAGUUCCCUGGCUGGUCCCAGGGCCCAGAAGGCUCACUGGUCAUUGCCCUGGGAAAUGAGGACGCUCUAGGAGAAUACUCCUGCACCCCCUACAACAGUCUUGGCACUGCAGGGCCCUCCCCAGUGACCCGAGUGCUGCUCAAGUCCCCCCCAGCUUUUUUAGAACGGCCUAAGGAAGAAUAUUUCCAAGAAGUAGGGCGGGAGCUACUCAUCCCCUGUUCUGCCCGCGGAGACCCUCCUCCUACUGUCUCUUGGGCCAAGGUGGGCCAUGGGCUGCAGAGCCAGGCCCAGGUGGACAGCAACAGUAGCCUCAUCCUGCGACCCUUGACCAAGGAGGCCCAUGGACGCUGGGAGUGCACCGCCAGCAAUGCUGUAGCCAAAGUGGCCACCUCCACGAAUGUCUACGUGCUGGGCACCAGCCCCCAUGUUGUCACCAAUGUGUCCGUGGUGCCUUUGCCCAAGAGUGCCAAUGUCUCCUGGGAGCCUGGCUUUGAUGGUGGUUAUCUGCAGAGAUUCAGCAUCUGGUAUACCCCAUUGGCCAAGCGUCCUGACCGAGCCCACCAUGAUUGGGUGUCCCUGGCGGUGCCCAUGGGGGCUGCUCACCUCCUUGUGCCAGGGUUGCAGCCCCACACCCAGUACCAGUUCAGCGUCCUAGCUCAGAACAAGCUGGGAAGUGGGCCGUUCAGCAAGAUUGUCCUGUCUGUCCCUGAAGGGCUUCCUACCACACCAGCUGUCCCCGGGCUUCCCCUGACAGAGAUGCUGCCUCCUCUGUCCUCUCCCCGAGGUCUGGUUGCAAUUAGGACACCCCGGGGGGUACUCUUACAUUGGGAUCCCCCAGAACUGGUCCCUAAGAAACUGGAUGGCUACAUCCUGGAGGGCCGACAAGGCUCCCAGACCUGGGAGGUGCUGGACCAGGCCGUGGCAGGCACAGAAAUGCAGCUGCUGGUGCCAGGUCUCAUUAAGGAUGUUCUCUACGAGUUCCGCCUUGUGGCCUUGGCUGGUGGCUAUGUCAGUGAUCCCAGCAAUGUAGCCAAUGUCUCCACUUCUGGCCUGGAGGUCUACCCAUCUCGCACCCAAUUGCCAGGCCUCUUGCCACAGCCCGUGCUGGCUGGAGUGCUGGGCGGGCUCUGCUUUCUGGGAGUGGCUGUUCUUGUGAGCAUCCUGGCUGCUUGUGUCACUAACCAGCGUAGGGCCGCCCGACGCCGCCGCAAGCGCCUUCGCCAAGAUCCACCACUUAUCUUCUCUCCGCCCCAGUUAUCAGCUCUACUCUCUGUUCCAGGUUCAAGCAGUCCUGAUAGUGUGGCCAAGCUGAAGCCCCAGGCUUCCCCAGUUCCCAGCCUGCACCAGAGUCUGCUCUGCAGGGAGCCCCCUGGAUCCCCCAGCUCCCCUCUGGAGGAUCCUCCUAGCCGGGGGCCCUUGCCCCUGGAGCCCAUUUGCCGGGGACCAGAUGGGCGCUUUGUGAUGGGACCCAGCAUGGUGACCCCCCAAGAAAGGUCAGGCCCUGAGCAGGCCAAACCUCAGACCCCGUCCCAGCGUCAGGCCAGGUUGUAUGACUGCAGCAGCAGCAGCCCUAGUGGGCUGCCCCAGCCCCUCUGCAUUGUAGACAUAAGCCCUGUGGGGCUCCACCCUGCAGCUCCACCAAGUCCUCUGUCAGGUCCAGGACCCCUGCUCCAGUACCUGAGCCUGCCCUUCUUCCGGGAGAUGAAUGUGGAUGGGGACUGGCCCCCUUUCGAGGAGCCCAGUCCUGUUCCACCCCUAGAUUACAUGGACACCCAGCCCUGCCCCACUUCAUCUUUCCUUCAACCCUUGGACUCCUCCUCCGGGUCCCCCAGGGCCGUACUUUCUGGGGCCAUGGUCAGGGCUGGGGCCGCUCCUGAACCCCCAUACACAGCACUAGCUGACUGGACAUUGAGGGAACGGCUGCUGCCAAGCCUUCUCCCUGCCGCCCCUCGGGGCAGCCUCACCAGCCAGAGCAGUGGGCGGGGCAGCGCUUCGUUCCUGCGGCCCCCCUCCACAGCCCCCUCAGCAGGAGGCAGCUACCUCAGUCCCGCUAUUCUGGGAGAUAGCAGCAGCUGGGCCAGUGGCCCUGAGAGAUGGCCCCGAAGGGAGCACGUGGUAACAGUCAGCAAGAGGAGGAACACAUCUGUGGAUGAGAACUAUGAAUGGGAUUCAGAAUUCCCUGGGGACAUGGAAUUGCUUGAGAGUCUGCACCUGGACUUGGCUGGCCCUCGACCCCGACCUGAAGCUGAGCCAGAGCUAGGUGAAAAGACUCCAGAGGAGUGCUGCCUCUUGAACACUGCCCAUGCUCCUGACCCUGAGGCCCGCUGUGCUGCCCUUCGGGAGGAAUUCCUGGCCUUCCGCCGCCGCCGAGAUGCCACUAGGUCCCAGCUACCAGCCUAUCGACAGCCAGUCCCCCACCCUGAACAGGCCACUCUGCUGUGAACGCCUUAAUGUGAGGCAGGGUGAAGGCACACGGACCCUGCAAAGGAAGUCCCAACAAGACCUAGCUCCAGCCUGGCAAACUGCUCCUGCCCCUUUGGGGCCCAGGCAUAGAUCCUGAUGGUGGGCAUGGUGUGGGAUGUAUAUGCUGAGCCCCUCUAGUUUGGGGAUUGGAACAGGCUUGCUAGGUCUGCUGGGGUGUGUGUGUGUGUGUGUGUGUGUGUGUGUGUGUGUGUGUGUGGUGUUGGUGGUGGUGUUGGUGAGGCUUUUUUACAGGUGAAUUAAAAAAAAUCUGGAAAAUG
Molecule: messenger RNA, 4160 nt
Organism: Rhinolophus ferrumequinum (greater horseshoe bat)
Lineage: Eukaryota; Metazoa; Chordata; Mammalia; Chiroptera; Rhinolophidae
Gene: IGSF9
Product: immunoglobulin superfamily member 9
Exons: 21
Coding region: 319-3861 (1180 amino acids)
Biological process (GO): cell-cell adhesion
Molecular function (GO): protein binding
Source: RefSeq, a predicted model, not a curated record